Anastrepha ludens (Mexican fruit fly) is the source of this 1364-nucleotide messenger RNA. RefSeq lists its product as uncharacterized. The coding region runs from base 192 to 1274 and encodes 360 amino acids. The record is from RefSeq and is a predicted model, not a curated record. Lineage: Eukaryota; Metazoa; Arthropoda; Insecta; Diptera; Tephritidae. Gene Ontology annotation, molecular function: protein binding. The transcript is spliced from 2 exons.
AACAUACCUGCCUACUGACAGCCGCGCUAAACAGCUGAAAAAGUUAAACAAUUCACUUUAGGAGAAAAUUUUACCUGCCUUUUAACUGAAUUUUUGUUUGUUGUGCCAAUCAUUACUCCUGAAGUUGUCCGCUACGGUUGCGCGCAUCGAUUUUCCGGACAGCAAAACUUUGAGAUUAAUUAUAUACAGAAAUGAGUUUGCCUCCUGCAUUGUUGCAACGUUUGGCUCAGCGUGGUCUUGUGCAAAAGUCCAAAGCUAAGGAAACAGAUCCGCCUCAGUCUGCGUCAGUUGAAAAUGAAGAAGUUAUCGCUGAAGAUUACGAUGAAAUGGAAACAGAUGAUCAAAGAGCUAGUGCCCAUGAGGAAUAUCAAUAUCCACCCCUUUACGACACCGACACGGGAAGCAAACGUGUAGAAGAGAAUUUCUGGCUCGAACGCAUGAAGGAGCGUAUGGGGGAGGCCAACUCCACUACCGGUCAUCGUGGUUGUCCGAAUAAGUACAAUAUUUGGCACAAAUGUACGCUCUUUUGUGUUAAUCGCUGGGGUGAUGGCAAAUCCGAGCCAAGUCAUGAAUAUAUGCUACGCUACAAACGUUUGCGUCGCAAGUACCCGUUACCCAAAGGUUGGGCCGAUCGUUAUGAUCCCGGCUGUGGCUGCUAUUACUUCUACAGUAUCUCCGAGAACUUAGUUUCAUGGCUACCACCCACGCAUCCCAAGUCCCAAGUCACUAAGAGUGCUGCCGUCUUUCGUAGACAGCUUGAGGAAGCAGCUGGCGGUGAGGGUGGUGGCGGUAGUGAUGGUGAACAACAACCAGACGAUAGCGAUGGUGCAGAAGAAACCGAACUGGCGCGACAUCAACGCGAAAUAGAUGAAAUAAUAAGUUCAUCGAUGCGUCCACGUUCACCGACAGUACCAAAACAAGAUUUCCCCAGUCUACAGGAAAACACGUCGGCAGUAAGUUCGGCAACGCCACCACUGCGCAAACCGAAGUCCCGUGAUUUAGACCGCACGCUAGCCAAACAACGACGAGACCGUGAUAAGGAGCGUGAGCAUGGCAGUAGCCGCAGACAUCGUGGUCGAGGCGACGCAGAACCAGCAGAUCCUAUGGAUCCCAGCUCCUAUUCUGAUAUACCGCGGGGCAAGUGGUCCGAUGGACUAUCUGCUGGCGGCAAUGAGGAGCAAAGGAAGUCCAAAAAGGCUAGCAGCACAACUACCAAAGAGACGGGAAGAGAACGCGAAAAGCAUGUAGAUAGUCGACGUGAUAGUGAAGACUAAGCGUUAAUAUAAUUGUAAUAUAUUUUAUACUAGAAAUAAAAGUAAUACAAAAUAGUGUAUGUAUGUACGCAUUCUGUAUACCAUAAACUA